CAGCGGUGCCGAUUGUUUCUCUAGGUGGCAAGCCGAGUUGUAAAUUUUCAGAGGAAAAUUCGUGUUUUUGUGAAAAGAACAUAAUAAAGAAUUUGCUACCAGUUUUUUGUGCGCUGUUAUCAGUGUACCUGUUGUAUUUUGUUACUAGUCUUGUAAUUGUUAUGGCUGAUAAGGACACCAACAAAAGAAGGACUUUCGACAAAGUACCUACAAAGAUCUGCCAGUACGGAACGGACUGUUAUCGCAAAAACCCUAACCAUUUCAAGGACCUUUCUCACCCACACCUCGAAUCCAUCCUUACGGAAUCUCCCAAAGGUAAAUACCGCAUCCCGGACGAGCUGUCCAUGAGCCGAGAGGUGGUCGCGGAACAGCUCAAGAUCAUCGCCCAGUUGUACCCCGAGCUAGAGAGCAACCCUCCGGCGAAGCAACCCAAAAAGGACGAUACGCCAACAGCGGUCGAAAAAGUAAAGGCCGCGACACCGCCCAAGCCGGCUAAAAUGGCCUCCAGUCCUCCGAAAACCAAAUCACCUGCGACGACGAGUGGCGCCCCUUCCAAGGGCAAUGCCGUUGCGGACCUGUUUGCCGAACGCCGCGCCAGGAUGGCCAAACAGCAGCAGGAACAGAAGAAGGCCGAAGCACCUCCUCCUGCCCAGCAACCGUCGUCGAGUCAACCGCGCAAACCGACUCCACAAACGGGAGUGUCGCUGAAGAAGGUGAUCCCGCGAAACAUCCACGACUACUACCCGGUGGUGGCGCCCAAGGGAAAGAUGGCCGCGAAACUCGCCGCAGCAGCUCCCUACAACAUGUUCUUCACGACCAUCACGGACGCUCCGGUGACGCAUCGGGAGCCCCUCUCGGUCACGUUCCAGGAGCUCCUAGAUCCCAGCUUGGGCGAGUUGGAGUGCUCCGUGCAGAUGAACUUCAUGGUCGACAUUGGUUGGCUGCUGGGGCAUUACUUCUUCGCCGGUUACGAGGAUCGUCCACUCCUCAUCCUGUACGGCGAUGAAUCGCCCGAGCUGAAAACGGUCUCCACCAAAAAGCCCAACGUAACGGCACUAAAGGUGCACAUUGCGACACCCUUCGGAGUUCACCACACCAAGAUGGGACUGUACGGCUACACGGACGGAUCGAUGCGGGUCGUCAUUUCGACUGCCAACCUGUACGAAGACGAUUUUCACAAUCGGACGCAGGGCCUGUGGAUCAGUCCGCGGUUGCCGGCCCUGGCCGAAGACGCGGACACCGGAGCGGGCGAGAGCAGGACGGGCUUUCGGGAAAGUCUGAUCACGUACCUGAACUCGUACAAGUUUGCCCAGCUGGCGGCGUGGGUCUCGCGGAUUCAGCGGACCGAUUUCGGGGAGGUCAACGUCUUCUUCGUCGCCUCCAUCCCCGGCGGCCACCUCAACACGGCCAAGGGCCCCCUCUGGGGCCACCCCCGGCUCGGCUACCUGCUGGGCAAGCAUUCCGCCCCGAUCGACGACGCGUGCCCGCUGGUGGCGCAAAGUUCCAGCAUCGGCAGCCUCGGCCCGAACCCACAAUCGUGGGUCCUGUCGGAAAUCAUGGCCAGCUUCCGGCGGGACUCCGCCCCGAUCGGGUUGCGACGGGUGCCCGCCUUUCGGAUGAUCUUCCCGAGCUUCUCGAAUGUCCGGAACAGCCACGACAACCUGCUCGGGGGCGGCUGUCUGCCGUACAUGAGGGCGACCCACGAGAAGCAGCCCUGGCUGAAGGAUCACCUGCACCAGUGGAAGAGCGACUGCCGGAAUCGGACGAAGGCGGUUCCGCACAUCAAGACUUACUGCCGAUGGUCACACCGGGGCCUGUACUGGUUCCUGCUGACGUCGGCCAACCUUUCGAAGGCGGCGUGGGGCGUGUACAACAAGUCGGCAAAGUUCGAGGCGCCGCUGCGGAUCAACAGCUACGAGGUGGGCGUGCUGUUUCUGCCCAAGUUUGUGAUUGACGAAAACUUCUUCCCGAUGGAUUCGAAGAGCAGUGGUGACAAAAAGCAUCCCGCGUUCCCGAUGCCGUACGAUGUGCCGAUCAUUCCGUACGCCCCGGAGGAUUCACCGUUCUUUAUGGACUAUUUGAGGGGGUGAAUUAAGAGUAUUAUGGAAUAAUUAUGUAACUUAUUCGCAUCUUUACACUUUUUGUUCAAUAAAUAUACCGA
Culex quinquefasciatus (southern house mosquito) is the source of this 2161-nucleotide messenger RNA. It is a transcript of the gene gkt, whose product is annotated as probable tyrosyl-DNA phosphodiesterase. Gene Ontology annotation, cellular component: nucleus. Lineage: Eukaryota; Metazoa; Arthropoda; Insecta; Diptera; Culicidae. The transcript is spliced from 5 exons. Gene Ontology annotation, biological process: double-strand break repair; single strand break repair. The coding region runs from base 162 to 2090 and encodes 642 amino acids. The record is from RefSeq and is a predicted model, not a curated record. Gene Ontology annotation, molecular function: 3'-tyrosyl-DNA phosphodiesterase activity; single-stranded DNA binding; double-stranded DNA binding.